AUGUCGUCCCUGCCGCCGUGCGAUGCGGCUUUUGGUCCUAGGGUCGACCCUUCUUGCCGUGCUUUCGACUUCACACUAUACUUUGAAGAUAUCUUCCUUACCAUCCUUCCAAAUGCUGCAUUCAUAUUUUCACUUCCUGUUGGGCUUUAUCCUUUGUUCAAGGGCACCAACGUGAUCAAGUCGAACCGGCUAGUUAGCCUCAAAGCAGCUGUAUAUGUAUCUCUUGCUAUAUAUCAGACAGUCUUUCUCGUAUUUCGCCAACUGAAACCAAAUAUUGAGACCCGCGCAUCGCUGGCCAGUGAUGCUCUCGGCCUAGCUACGACAAUCGGUGUGGGCAUAUUCUCAUGGCUUCAUCACCAUAGGUCUGUACAGACGUCUACGCUACUUGAAAUUUUUAUGGGAAUAUCUUCCAUACUCGAUAUCGCACGAGUCCGUACUCUAUGGCUCGUCGCCGAUAAUUAUGGCCCGGCUAGCAUCUUAUCUCUCACCUUAGCUAUGAAAAUCAGUGGUAUAUUUCUCGAAUCCUUCAGCAAACGCAAGAACUUGCGGUUGUCCGACAAUGAGCUAUAUAUGAGUUCUGGUCCGGAGCCAUUUAUUGGCUUCUGGAUUCGGGUUGGCUUUGGGUGGCUCUUUUCCACUCUGCGGCAAGGUUACCACCAGAUCCUAGCUGUGGAUGAUCUUCCUGCCCUGGAUUACCGACUACGAAGUGAUGGGGUGUAUAGCAGUCUUCAAACAACCAUGGUAAAAUAUGAUAUGGCAAAGAAAUAUAGUCUCCUCAGGGCCUGUUUCCGAGCUUACAAUCGCACAUUUCUUGGAGCAGUGAUCCCCCGUUUGUGCUUAACAGGAUUCACUUUUGCACAACCCUUCUUGAUUAACGCCCUUAUAAGCUAUGUUGAAAUAGAUACUCCACUUUCAAAUGGAAAAGCCAUGAUUGGUGCCUACGCUUUGGCGUAUCUUGGCAAAGCAGUCUCAAAUUCGGUUUUUUCAUAUCAAACCUUUCGCUUUCUCACCCAAUUAAGAGGUGGAUUGAUUUCACUAAUUUACCAUGAGACCGCUCAUGGCCGAAAUGUGGACCAGGGUGAACUUGACAGUACUUCCUUGAUGGGCACGGACGUGCAGCGAAUUAUUGUCGGCUUUCAGUCAAUACACGAACUCUGGGGGUCUUUGAUCGAUAUAGCAAUUGCAACCUAUCUUCUCCAAAGAGAGGUUUACGUGGCCUGUCUCGUUCCAGGUCUAUUAGUAUUAGCCUUUGUCCUAAUGACUUUCAAAAUCUCAGCGCGAGGCAAGCGAUACCAGAAAUUAUGGGCUGAAAAAGUAGAAGAAAGAUUGGCCGUUACUUCCAGUAUGCUCGGUGAUAUGAGGGCUAUUAAAAUGCUCGGUCUCAGUGACAAGCUAUUUGACAUCGUCGAUAAAUUGCGCCGGACUGAAAUUUACGAGUCUCGCAAAUUUCGGAUUUUGCUUGUCGGUGAGAUUUUCUUUUCAAACUCGCCAACUGUUCUGGCGCCUGUGGUAACAUUUGCUGCGUUCGUUGCCAUCGCCGCAGCUCGGCAUGAGCAUUCAAUCUUGACAGCGCAAGCAUUUACUUCUCUGUCCUUAAUAUCUCUUCAAACUACUCCGGCACUGUCAUUAAUCCAAGCCAUUCCAGCAGUGAUACAGUGCCUUAGUUGUUUCGAUCGCAUUCAGGAGUUUUGCUCCCGGGUUAACAAGAACGCUGUAUCGGAAAACAUGCAGCCACAGAACUCCGAAGAGUGGCAGUCUUCUCACAUAGUCUCUUUCAAUUGCCAAAGUUUUGCAUGGAGCAAAUCAGGGCUUGCAAUAUUAGACAGCAUUGAUGUGCAAAUUUCAGCCGGUCGCAUAACAGCUGUCAUGGGACCUACUGGGAGCGGCAAGUCAACCUUGUUGGAGAGUAUUUUGGGAGAAACAAUACCUCUCUAUGGACCUGAUCGAACAGUUAGGAGUUUCUACACCGCCGCAUAUUGCUCUCAGACUCCUUGGCUGAUAAAUGGGACCAUCCGUGAAAACAUCAUAGGCCAGUCAGCCGUGGAAUCAGUGGAUGAAGCCUGGUAUGAUACUGUUUUGUGGGCCUGCGGUCUUGAAGCAGAUGUGAACCGUCUGAAAAGAGGAGACCAUACAGCCGUGGGAAGCAAGGGCAGUUCUCUAAGUGGUGGACAAAAACAACGCGUUGCCUUAGCUCGUGCUAUUUAUUCCCGGUGCCAAUUCGUUCUUCUGGAUGAUGUUUUUAGCGGUAUUGAUGCGUAUAAUGUAUCCUUGAUUUCAAAUCGUUUAUUUGGAGAGCAUGGCUUGCUCAGAAGACAAAAGUCUACUGUUAUCCUUGUGACACAUGCCCCCUCGGUGGUUGCAUUUGCUCAGGAUGUUAUCGUGUUAGAGAGUGGCCGUAUACGAAAAGCGGGCCCUCUGGAAUCACUGCAAGGAACCGAGGGUUAUCUGUCGACUUCCAAGCAACAAGUCGACAGUUUCAAUGACUCUUCUCUCGAUCCAGAUACAACGACUUCGGUUAAUACUAAUGGAGAUUUACACAAAGUUGCCAGUUCUUCCUUUGAUGAGCAGACUAAUGAUCUAAACCGUCGUAACGGAGACCCGUCUGUAUACAAAUACUUCUCAAAAGCCUCAGGCCAUAUGACCGUUUUUGGCAUUUUUGCAUUUUUGGCGCUUUGUGUUUUUUGCGCUGAAUUUUCCACUGUCUGGGUGGACUGGUGGUCUGCAGCAAACUCAAAUGACCCCAAUAAUAACGCCACUGGCAUGUACCUUGGGGUUUAUGCAACUUUGGGGAUCUCUUCUACCCUUUUUAUGACUGCAGCCUGCUGGCUUUUAUUCGUCAAAGUCAUAUCAAACUCAUCUCUAAACCUUCACACCGAUCUUCUCACAACAACAGUUCGUGCAACGCUACAAUUUUGCCUAGAAACAGACCUAGGGUCAAUAGUGAAUCGGUUCAGCCAGGAUAUGGAAUUAAUUGGAAUGGAUCUUUGUGGAGUCUCAAUUAACUACACAUAUUCUGUUUGUGACCUUGUUGGCAAAGGCGUACUUCUCGCUGUCUUUGGAAAAUACCUUAGUGUCGCCAUACCAUUCGUUGUUGUGAUCGUCUACAUCGUGCAAAAGUUCUACCUUCGUACUUCUCGACAGGUACGACUGUUGGACAUUGAGGCUAAAGCUCCAGUCUAUCAGCUUUUUCUAGAGACAUCAAGCGGAGCCAAUACAUUACGAGCUUACGGCUGGCAAUCCUCAUUUCAAAAGAUACUCGAGUCUCGCCUUGAUCGGUCCCAGCGUCCGGUGUAUUCGCUCUAUUGUAUACAGCGAUUGCUGGCGUUCAUCCUUGACCUUGUCAUUGCUGCCCUUGCCGUGAUACUCGUCUCUAUUGUGGUCAUGUGGAAAAGUUCAUUUACAGCUGGUGCGGUUGGUAUAUCAUUGGUUACAAUUAUGACAUUUAAUCGUACUAUGGUUUCUGUUGUCAAAUAUUGGACAACCCUGGAAACAUCAAUUGGUGCCGUUGCGCGUAUCAAGGAUUUUGCGGAAAACACACCGGUGGAAAAAAAUAGGAGUGAUUGUCAGAUGGUAGUCCCAUCUAACUGGCCAACAGCUGGGACAAUUGUGUAUAAAAAUGUGGUGGCGUCCUACAAGCCAGAAGCAGAGCCAGUGCUUAAAGGUAUUUCGCUAUCCAUUAAGAAAGGAGAAAAAAUAGCUAUUUGUGGCCGCUCAGGGAGUGGCAAGACUUCAAUGAUCCUCAGCCUGCUAGCAAUGAUCCAUUGUCAUCAAGACAGUUCUAUCGAAAUCGAUGGAAUAGAUAUCGCCUCUCUCGCUCCGGCUGAAUUGCGCUCGCGGAUUAAUGUGGUUCCACAAGACCCAUUCCUUAUGCCUGGGUCUAUUCGAUUCAAUAUUGAUCCAUAUGGUAGUGUUUCCGAUGAAGCAAUUAUUCGGGCUCUUCAGAAAUUAAAUCUCUGGAACAUAGUCGAAAGUAGUGGAGGGCUAGAUACACAAAGACCUACGACGUCUUGGUCUGUGGGCGAGAAACAACUGCUCUGUCUCGCAAGAGCAAUGAUUCGGAAAAGCCCUGUCUUAAUUCUAGACGAAGCAACAAGCAGUGUGGAUUCUGUCACUGAAAGCAUCAUGCAAAAUGUAAUCGACACCGACUUUGUUGAGCACACUGUCAUUGCAGUCGUUCAUAGGCUUGGGUAUAUUAGACAUUUCGACAAAGUUGCAUUCUUACAGGCUGGAGAGCUCGUUGAAUUCGAUGGUCCAGAUGCCCUUCUCACCAGGGACUCCGCUUUUGCGGACCUAUAUAAUUCUAUGUCUUAUUAGCAACUUGUAUUACUACUGAUGAACAGUCGCCUUCUUCUCCAACAACAAUUUUAUAUGUAUUUUAUGUUUCCUGGCGUCUUCAGGUGCAGUCUCUGCAAACAAUAACCUCAUGCAAAAUGUUCGGUGUAUUAGGGCGAAAGGGUUUAGGUUGAUUCUGCUUUUCAGGCCCUGGGUUGUUUUUG
This is a messenger RNA of Talaromyces proteolyticus, 4496 nucleotides long. RefSeq names its product P-loop containing nucleoside triphosphate hydrolase protein. Gene Ontology annotation, molecular function: ABC-type transporter activity; ATP hydrolysis activity; ATP binding. The transcript is spliced from 15 exons. Gene Ontology annotation, cellular component: membrane. Gene Ontology annotation, biological process: transmembrane transport. NCBI's taxonomy places the organism in Eukaryota, Fungi, Ascomycota, Eurotiomycetes, Eurotiales, Trichocomaceae. The record is from RefSeq and is a predicted model, not a curated record. Bases 1 to 4314 code for a protein of 1437 amino acids.